AUGUCCUUCAACACGAGUGUCGUCGACCAGGAGCAGGAUGAACUGGCGCUGGAGGCUCGCCAGUCGUCGGAGGACGACAACUUCCUGCCCGUCGUGUCUGACCUCGCGCUGAAGAAGGGCCGGCCGUCGCGAGCCGCGCAGCGCUCGCGUCGGCUGAAGAAGCAGAAAGAAGAGAACGCCAAGCGAGUCCGCAGGAAGUCGGGAGACUCUGACAUAGAAUUCGAGCAGCCUCGGCGAUCUGCGAGGGCUACGCGCAAUCGCGCGAAUAUGCAGGACGAUGCCUUCAUGGAAGACGACGACUCAUUCUACGUGGUCGACGAUAAGCCGGCCGGCGUGCCCAAGGUCAUCUCGGUCAGGGAGGUGUUCCAACCAAUCACCCCAGAGUCAGAUUUUGGAUCCGUGCACAUGCAAUCGUGCCAUACCUGUGGCGGCUCAAGGCAGCGUGGCCAGCUGCUCUACUGCCAAGGGUGUUGCCUGGCGUACCACAAGAACUGCAUUGGGUAUCGAAGCAAUCGAGAGCAUUUGGCAACCAAGGUGGGAGAAGACGACUUUGUCCUGCAAUGCAGAUUCUGUCUCAACAUCUACUCGAAGAAAGACAGCAGUGCGCCCCGACACAGCGCCUGCCAACAGUGCAAGAAGGACGGCCGAUCAUGUACACCCUUUUCUCAGAAGAAGACGGCUCGCCAAGAGGAAAAGCUGCGCGCAGAGAACGGUGGCGUCGACCCUGUCACCCCAGUCUCGCCCCAGCUUAUCAACAACCCCGACAAUGUCCUUUUCCGCUGCUCAAUGUGUCACCGUGGGUGGCAUGUCGAGCAUCUGCCUCCUACGGGCACCGACGCGAUUGAGACGGACGUCAAGUCUGAACGACUUAAGGAGUAUUCAGUCGACUGGCGGUGUACCGACUGCAGCUCUGCCAAAGGCAAGAUACAUCGCCUGAUCGCGUGGCGGCCUGUCACACAAACGGAGGAGCGCCCAGCGUACGCAGAUGUGAGCGAGGACGACAGAGAAUACCUCAUCAAAUGGCAAGACAUGUCAUACAGACACUGCUCCUGGGCCCCUGGGGCUUGGGUAUUUGGUGUUUCUGCCGGAGCCAUGCGCACCUCUUUUGCCAAACGUGCGCUUGAGCAGGAUCUCCUGAAAUUCACGACCGAAGAGGCCAUUCCAGACGAGUACAUCACCCCGGACAUCAUCUUCAAAGUCAAAAUGGACAGAUCUAGUUCAGUGGGCAAGACAAAGGCCGAUGACCUUGCCAACAUUUCCCAUGUCAAGAAAAUUCUCGUCAAGUUUCAUGGCCUUGGCUAUGACGAUGUCGUAUGGGACUCUCCCCCUAGCCCGGAGAACCCUCGGGUCUACAGCGCCUUUGUGGAAGCGUACCGCGAGUACAUCGAGGGCAAGCACUUCGAACCCGGAUCCGCCAACAAGAUGAAAGAACGCAUCAAGCUCUACAAGAAUUCUCCGUUUGUGGAGGUCGACACGCAACCCUCUGGCCUCACCCGAGGAAAGCUCAUGGGCUACCAGAUCGAAGGCCUCAACUGGCUUCUGCAGAAUUUCCACCAGAAUCGAAGCAUUGUUCUGGCAGACGAAAUGGGACUGGGCAAAACAGUUCAGGUCGUCGGUCUAGUAACCUCACUAGUACUGGACGCGCCAAAGUGCUGGCCGUUUCUCAUUGUCGUACCCAAUGCUACCUGUUCCAACUGGCGUCGAGAAUUCAAGCAGUGGGCUCCCGGCGUCAGAGUGGUCGCCUAUCAUGGUGGAAAGGAACCUCAGGAGCUCGCCUAUAAAUACGAACUGUUCCCCGACGGAUCUACGGACAUGAAGGCUCAAGUGGUUAUCAUGUCGUAUGACUCGGCGCAGGACCCACGGACAUCUGCCCUCUUCAAGUCCGUAAGCUGGAAAGGGCUGGUCGUUGACGAAGGUCAGCGACUGAAGAAUGACCAGAACCUUCUCUACACUGCUCUGAGGUCCAUGAAGAUACCAUUUCGACUGUUAUUGACGGGCACGCCGCUGCAGAACAAUAAGAGGGAGCUUUUCAAUCUCCUGCAGUUCAUUGAUGAGAAGCAAAAUGCAGAAAAGCUGGACGAGGAGUAUGCAGUCUUGGACAAGGACAACCUUCCUAAGCUGCACGAGAAGAUUCGUCCGUACUUCUUGCGGAGGACAAAGCUCGGCGUCCUAAAGUUCCUUCCCCCUAUGGCGCAGAUUAUCCUUCCUGUCACCAUGACGGUCAUCCAGGAGAAGCUGUCGAAGAGCAUCAUGGCGAAGAACCCUCAGCUCAUCCGAGCCGUAUUUGCAAAUAGCAAGAUGAACGCCAAGGACCGCGGCAGCCUGAACAAUAUCCUGAUGCAGCUGCGCAAAUGCUUAUGCCAUCCUUUUAUGUAUUCCGAAGCGAUCGAAGAGCGUCACCACGAUCCACAGGUGGUGCAUCGUAACUUGGUAGAGGCGUCUGCCAAGCUUCUCUUGUUGGAGAUUAUGCUACCCAAGUUGAAGGAAAGGGGUCACCGUGUCCUCAUAUUCAGUCAGUUUCUGCAACAGCUUGACAUUGUCGAGGACUUUCUGAACGGGAUGGGCUACGGAUAUCGCCGUCUAGACGGGUCCAUCUCGAGUCUGGAGAAGCAACGGCGCAUCGAUGCCUUCAACGAGCCGGGCUCUGAACUCUUUGCCUUUUUGUUGUCGACGAGGGCUGGUGGCGUCGGAAUCAACCUGGCGACGGCAGACACUGUGAUCAUCAUGGACCCUGAUUUCAAUCCUCACCAAGACAUUCAGGCACUGUCCCGUGCUCAUCGCAUUGGCCAGAAGAACAAGGUUUUGUGCUUCCAGCUCAUGACGAAGGAUUCGGUAGAGGAACGAAUCAUGGAAAUUGGGCGCAAGAAGAUGGCGCUGGAUCAUGCGCUCAUUGAGAGCAUGGAUGACGAUGAGCUCGAAGGGGCCGACCUGGAAUCGAUCCUCAAGCAUGGUGCUCAAGCCUUGUUCGACGAGGGCUACCAGAAGACUGCCAUCCACUACGACUCUGCCUCCGUGGACAAGCUCUUGGACCGCACUCAGAUGGAGAAAUCUGCGGCUGUGGAUGAUAACUCUGCCGAAGGCCAAUUUACCUAUGCCCGUGUGUGGUCGAACGACAAGCUUGGAUUCGAAGAGACGGCGGAUCUCACGGAGGAACAAGCCCCGGAGCCCAUUGGUUCCAGCGUUUGGGACCAGAUCCUUGCUCAGAGAGAGGAGGAAGCCCGACGAGAAGCCGAGGCGAGCAAGGAAGUUCUCGGACGUGGUGCCAGACGUCGGAUGGUAUGA
Trichoderma reesei QM6a is the source of this 3282-nucleotide messenger RNA. RefSeq lists its product as uncharacterized. Gene Ontology annotation, biological process: chromatin remodeling; negative regulation of transcription by RNA polymerase II. Gene Ontology annotation, cellular component: chromatin; nucleus. Gene Ontology annotation, molecular function: ATP binding; DNA binding; histone binding. The transcript is spliced from 2 exons. The record is from RefSeq and is a predicted model, not a curated record. NCBI's taxonomy places the organism in Eukaryota, Fungi, Ascomycota, Sordariomycetes, Hypocreales, Hypocreaceae. Bases 1 to 3282 code for a protein of 1093 amino acids.